AUGAGAAGCCCUGGAGCUGGUGCCUUCCGGUGCAUCGCACUGGCUCUGGUGAUCUUUGCACUGUUGAAUUCUUCGCUGGCUUCUCUGGGCGACCACUUACCUGAUUUCCGCGAAUGCGUCAAGGUCUGUGUGGAGGAAAAUUGUGACUCUGGCCGAGCAGCGCUUCCGUUGCACCUUCGGAUCUUGCUCUGGGACUGCCCGUCUGAGUGCGACUACACAUGUCAACAUGUCAUUACCGACCAACGCAAAGCACGCGAUCCACCCAUGAUUGAGCCUGUGGUGCAAUAUCAUGGGAAAUGGCCUUUCUAUCGGUUCAGGGGCAUCCAGGAGCCGUUUUCCGUUCUGUUCUCCUUGAUGAAUCUUCUCGCUCAUCGAGAAGGGAUGCAGAGAAUUCGUGAAUCAAUCCCCGCCCGUUAUGCCCUGCGACCUUAUUACUUGGCCUUUGGCUACUUUGGACUGGCGAGCUGGAUAUUCAGCAUGAUUUUCCACACGCGAGACUUCAACGUCACGGAGAAGUUGGACUAUUUCGCCGCUGGAGCAAGCGUCUUGUACGGACUUUACCUCUCUCCAAUUCGAAUAUUUCGCCUUGAUAAAAACGAUGCCACAAAACAGAGCGUUCUCCGGGCAUGGACGAUACUUUGUAUCUCCCUCUAUGUGGCCCAUGUGACCUACCUGACAGCUUGGAGCUGGGACUACACGUACAAUAUGGCAGCCAAUGUCGCGGUUGGCGUUGUUCAGAACUUGCUCUGGACUUGGUUCAGCAUAAGCAGAUACCGCAAGUUGAAGAAAACGUGGGCAGCAUGGCCCGGUCUUAUCGUGGCUUGGAUCGUCAUGGCGAUGAGUCUGGAGCUCUUUGACUUCCCUCCCAUUGGCGGCAUGAUCGAUGCGCAUAGUCUAUGGCAUCUCGGAACUGUCGUUCCAACAAUCUGGUGGUACAGCUUCUUGAUCAAAGAUGCCCAAGAAGACCUUGCCAGUGAAAGGCUCAAGGCCUAA
This is a messenger RNA of Cladophialophora yegresii CBS 114405, 993 nucleotides long. RefSeq lists its product as uncharacterized. Gene Ontology annotation, cellular component: endoplasmic reticulum membrane. NCBI's taxonomy places the organism in Eukaryota, Fungi, Ascomycota, Eurotiomycetes, Chaetothyriales, Herpotrichiellaceae. The coding region runs from base 1 to 993 and encodes 330 amino acids. Gene Ontology annotation, molecular function: hydrolase activity, acting on ester bonds. Gene Ontology annotation, biological process: GPI anchor biosynthetic process. The transcript is spliced from 4 exons. The record is from RefSeq and is a predicted model, not a curated record.